UGGUCAUAGCUGUCAUUUCCAUUAUGAAAUCGUGUGUUCUGGUAAACAAAAAGUUUUGCUUACUAGAAUUUCUAAUAAAAGUGCAUUAAAUAAAAAUUAUGUUGAACGAAUUAAUAUCGUGGGUUUUAAAUACAUAUCUUGGCAAAUAUUUGGAAGAUUUUAAUCCACAGCAGUUGUCAGUGGCACUGCUUUCAGGCGAAGUCGAGUUAGAGAAUGUGCCAAUCAGAAAAGAUGCGCUGCGUUCAUUCGGCAUACCCGUGCAAGCACACUCGGGUAACAUUGGCAAGAUAAAACUACAAAUACCAGUGCGUCAAUUCCGCACUGCGCCAUGGUGUAUAAUUAUAGAGCGUGUUUAUGGUGUGUUCGGACCGAAAGAUAUCGAUGACUGGGAUGAUGAGAAGGAGAAGCAGGCUGAGUACGAAUUUAAGGUUGCCGAACUAGAUGCCAAAGAAGCCAAGUGGCGCGUUGAAAAUGGCUACCAAAUUGAUAGCUACUAUUCCAAUUCCUACACAAGUUGGCUGAAUUAUGGUACUACAUUAGCCACGAAUAUACUUCAAAACCUUGAGUUGAAAAUCAACGAUGUACACAUACGUUACGAAGAUGCCAUAACUGUGAAGGGCAUACACUUUGCUGCUGGCAUUAAAAUUAACUCGCUGACUGUGCAAAGUUGUGACAGUAACUGGCAACCGCGUUCAAGUGCGCCGAACGAUCAGAAUAUCUCAUACAAACUGAUCGAACUCAAGGAUUUGUCUAUAUACUGGGAUCGGCUGACUGAAGCUAAUCAAUGUUCACAAUUACUAUCCAAAGAGUUAUUAGAACGCAUGAAUGAGUUGUGCGAUGUCAGCAAACAUCAUUAUAUCUUGCAUCCCAUAAGUGCACAUGCACAUUUCAAACGGGAGUGCUGCAAGCAGGCCAUACGCACGAAAUCCAAGCCGCGUUUAAAUUGCGAAUUUCAAGUGCAGGAAGUUAAAGUCGCUGUCAGUGACCUGCAAUAUAAACAAAUAGUCGAUUGCGUUUAUGGUCUACGACAAAUCAAUCGCACGCGUACUUACAAAUUAAUGCGUCCAUCUAGCACGGUAUUCGAAGACGCUACACUGUGGUGGAAAUACGCCGCCAAAUGUCACGGUUUUAUACAUCAAAGUAGUGCAAAUAAAUGGUCAAAACUCAGAGAAAAUCUGCUUUAUAUAAGAAUUUACAAACGGCUGUUGAUAAAUCCAAAUGAUAACAUUACCGUUGAAGAGCGUGAUUUCAAAGCGCAUAUGGAGAAAUCCAGAGCACUACAUGAAUUACACAAUCUACGCAAUGUUUGCCGCACAAAUGUAUUUACAAAUGAUGUGAAUUUGAAAGCGAACUCCAUAAAUCACGGCAAAAGUAUGCUGUUCCAUUGGUUUCCUAACUGGUGGGGUUGGUAUGGCAACACCGAGAGCAGCGUUGUGGCAGCACAAGAUGAGGCAUAUAAAAACAUUGAAAACGAUAUACUCAACGCCUUAGAGGAUACGAUGGAGAAUGAUCCAUUCUCAAAACGCGAUGUGAUUUUCGGUUAUUUUAGCUUUAUAUUAGUUGAUGGACAAUUAAUUGUGUGCACAGAAGAUGUUGCCACGGGACAGACGGCGGUCAGUUUUGAAAUGGACUUUCAAAAUUUGAUUUCUUUCAUUGAAAUGAAACCGAAAUUUAGCGCCUAUGUGAUUGGCAUAUCGUUGGGUUCAGUGUGUCUCAAGGAUAAAUUAACGAAAAAUACGGAAUUUCCAUUUUUGGUCAAGCCGCAAUUCGAUGAAGUGCCUACGAAGCCAACACCACCCAGCACCGGUUACCAACUGGUUGAUUUUAAACGUUUCUUUGCCAAAGAGCAACAAGUGGAUGCUGCGCCAGAGCCAUGGUUUCAAUUGCGCUAUGAAAAAGGACCGCCGGAUAUACAGUCGGAAAUGCGUUUGGUUAUAAAAUCGCGUAGUUUAGAUAUUGUCUAUAAUAAACAAGCUUUUGACUGUUUGAAGUCAUUCUUUUUGAAGCCCGUAAACGAAGUGUACUUGAAGUAUAAGUUUGCUAAGAGCAGUCGCAACCGCCUGAAGUUUCUACAAAACUGGCAGCAGUAUUUAGUAGGCAAUAAGGAUUUUCGUACCACUUGGGCGUUGGAAAUCGACAUUUCUGCGCCGCGUAUUAUAUUUGCGGAUAAUCAUUUGGAGAAAAACACCGGUGUUGUUGUUGUCGAUUUUGGGCGCUUUCAAAUGCUAAAAAAUGAGUGUCACAAAAAAGAGUCGCUAGCUGUCAGUGAGAAUACCUCAAAGAUGGGCAAAGAGAGUGAGGACGAGGAUUUUAUGACGCCUUGCUCGACACCACCGGGCUCGGAAAUCAGUUUGAUUGAAUCGCCUACGUUACGUCAAAAUUCUGUGGCUGCCGUUGUUAAUACCGAUACCGGUCUGGAAAGUGCCUUUCAUAAGAAAAUCUAUGAUAAAUACUUUAUAAACCUAACCGAUCUGCAAGUAAUCGUUUGCAAGAAUCGCGAACGUAAUCACGCUUGCACAAAGCACUCGUCGAAUUUUCAUUUACUCGAGAGAUUUAGCAUAACCUUAGAGUUGGAGCGACGUGUUAUCUAUACUACAGAUCCCGAUUACCCUUCGCUUACGCUAUAUGGCACGCUACCAAAGCUUGUUGCGCAUGUCAAUGAACAAAAAUUGAAUGAGUUCUUUAAGAUACUCUAUCCCAUAAUCACCGAUAGAUAUGAAGUGAAUGAAAUGAAAUACGAAAAUGGCAGCGCUAAUGGUUGCGGUGAUGCUGUUGGUACUGAAACGGAAGGUGAAGGAGGUGAAAAUCUUGUUGGCAAUGGCAAUGGCAAUGAACAUGCUGCAGAAAUGUCAUCAAAUUUCAUAAAUACCAAUAUGAUGAUUAUACAGUUUGUUAUUGGACAAAUGGCGUUGGAAGUGCAAUCGUUGGAGCGCAGCAUCGCUGAGCUGCAAGUGGUCGGUGUGCGUGCAGGCAUUACAAAGUGUGUAGAAGACACGCAUAUUAGCAUGUCAGUACACGGUUUGUUAUUGGUUGACGCUAUACAAUCCUUUGGUCCCGAUUUCGAGCUGCUUGUGGCGAGUCAUCGACAUGUAGGCAUGGAUAGCAUUUCGGGUAGUUUAAAACAAAGUAAACCCUGCUCGCCUAUGUCACCAGCGUCACCUGAUCCAAUGUUGGGCGCCGAACGUUGCACCAGUCCGCAUACAUUGAACAGAGCAAUCAGCGCGCUGCAAAGUGGUCGUAAAUAUUUUGAUAUGGAUUAUGAUGAAUCGCAGGCGCUUAUAAAUAUAGAUCUCAAUCUGAUUAAUGGCACUGAGCCAAACGAUUCGCUACAAAUUGCAAAUAUUGCUUUCAACAACUUGGAUAUUAUUGCAAAUCAAGAAACAAUUGUUGAAUUGUUAGGCUUCGCAAAACGUUUACACAGCACACACGAAGCGAUAUUUCACCGCAAUCAUAACUCCGCCACUGAAACGUAUGCGCACAACAAUAAUAAACAGCGUAGCAAUGCUUCCGCUAAUUUACGCACAGAAAUCUGUUUUGACUUUCAUCGCUUGAAUAUCUUAGUAUUACGUAGCAUAAAUAAAGGCGAUUUCUCGGUGGGUCGCAAGGUGGGCACACUCACAAUGAGCGAAGCCAAAAUACAGGCCACAUUCGGUGAAGAUAUAAGCGUUAUGGGCUCACUGGGCGGUGUGCAAAUCAUCGACAUCACACCCGAAGGCGUUAAUCAUCAGCGCAUUUUCUCCGUCGGCAAAGAUCCACUAACCAAUGAUACAGCCGAGUUUUACAAGCAUGAUCUGCUGCAUACGCUCACCAGUGAAUUGUACAAUGAUAAUUAUGCUGACAAUCAAUUGAAUGCAUUGUCUUUUAAAAUCUAUUGUCAAAAGGAUUCAAUGCCCAAUUUGAAAAUACGCAUGGCUUCUGUGUGGUAUGUGCAUUGUCCGCGUUUCAUACAUGAAAUUAAUAUGUGCAUCUCGCAAUUUAAGCAUUAUCUCAAAAAUUUCGCUACUUCUAUACGCAAUAAAGCUAGCGAUAUGGCAAAGGAACUGGUGCAGCACAUACAGAAGACCAAUGAAACAGAGACUGAAAAAUUGCGUACAGCCGGUCAAAUAUCCAUCGAUAUAGUAUUAAAUACCCCCGUAUUGGUAUUGCCACGAUCGGGCGAUAGCUUAGAUGUGCUAGUUGCUAACUUAGGUAAAAUUACAGCUUAUAAUACACAUGAAGAGAAUGAGAUCUCAAUUUCCAAAUCGACGGAGAACCUAAAUAUGUGGGCCAAAGAUAAUUACUUCAUAGAUAUAAGAAAUAUAAAUGUAUUCUCAUUGAAUACAUCGAAGCGUAAGGAGUUGGGUUUCUCAGCGCUGCCGAAGGUAAACGAGUUGUACGCCUGCAAUACGGAUGCUGUGCCCAUACUGCACGAUACAGCCAUGCUAUUCAAGCUAACCAAAUACAUAACCAAAAACAAAACGGAGCAUCAGUGGACGCUGCACAAUAAAUUAAACGUGGAGGGCAGCAUUACACAGUGCCUGCAAAUCUCCCUGUCGCGCAGUCAAUACGAACAGGUGCUCGACACCUUAAAUUCCUACUCAAAGUGGAAAGGCAAUGGCAAUGCCGAUGAUAAUGUUGCCUCAUCUGUCGACCAGCCGGACAGCGCGCCAAAGGAUAAAGUCAGCGCUCACUAUGAUGUCGCAGAGACUUUCGAAACAAAUUUAAGCUUUUCCGUGCCGAUUUUUCAAAUACACUUAAAGAACAAGCUGAAUAACUCAUUGAUCGAUGUGACAUUUCGUGAUUUUAGUUUUCAAUUUAACCAACAAAAAGACGUUACUAAUUUGGAAGUGUUGUUGCGCUCCAUUGUCAUGGAGGAUCUGAAGUGUACAAUGGAUUCGCGUUUUCGUAAUAUGGUCGAUUCGACGUCCACGGAGAAGGAGAUAAUCUAUAAGACUGAGAAAUGUUUGUCGUGUCCAAAUCUUACGAAUAUACAUUUACAACAAAAUGAGUUGUCACGUUCCAUGCCAUGUAAGCUGAAUUAUCCAAAUUUUUUGGCUGCGGCACAGACGCCUGUGAAGAAAGCCAUAAGCAGCGGUAAUACGUGCCGUGCCACUGAUGAUAAGUUGGUCAACUACAAAUCGCAAACGCAUAUUAUAGUGGGCUUGGAUGGCAAACCAGUUAGCCAAACCAAAAGCUCCAUUGAUUUUAAUUGCUUAAAUUUAACCAUAUCUGUGUGCAGAUGGUUCACGAUAUUCGAUUUUUUCGGCUUGGUGUCCACAUAUGAAAAGAAAAGUUUGACGCCCGCGAAGAGUGAACUUAACGAUGAUGAACCCAUAUCUUUGGGCGAACUGAAGGUUUCAGUGCGUUCGUUAAAUCUCAUACUGGUACGCAACGAAGUCGAGUUCUCCAAAGCGAAUAUAUCACAUGCACAUUUCAAAAUUUCAAGCAACAGAGAUGUGAAAUCGGUCGAAGGACGUCUAAAAUCAAUUUCGCUGUAUGACCUAACGCAUUAUGGUGAUUUGUAUCGUGAGAAAUUCUCAACAGCAGGACCGGAGGCUUUGAGUUUUUCGUAUAAAAAACUUAAUCCGGCUGCCAAAUCAAAUGAACGUUCACUGGAAAUGAAUGCAAAAUUGCGCAUACAAAUGUCAUCAGUACGAUAUAUACACACAAAGAGAUUUAUUAUGGAGAUUCAUUUAUUCUUAAAAGAUUUGCUGGAAUUACAGUCGCCGGUCAUAAGGCGCAUAAAGAUGUCCGAAAGCCAAGCGGAUAUGAACUCUACACCUACCAAAGUCGGUCUGCGUAUACAUGCUGCUUCGCCCAUCGUUUUACUGCCACUCAGCCACAAUAGCACACAGGUUAUAGUCGCCGAUUUGGGUGAGUUCACAUUGCGGAACUCAUUUCACUUCGCGAGCGAUGCGAACGUCGUUAGCAAACGACAAGAUGAAAAGGGACUGAAUGAAAUACUCGAUGUGAUGCAUAUCGAUCUGGUCAAUAUGAAUGUAUUCUCGGGCGAACGCAUUUGGAAAACCAACAAAACGCUGAAUUACAAUCCCAGUGAAUGUGUGAACAUCGGCAAUUUUACCAUAUUGAAGUUGGGCAACAAUCUCUUCAAGGAGACGUGCCAUCUGAAACUGCAAGUGGAGCGCAAUAUCGAUACGGCGGUCAGUCACAAUUGUCCGGAUAUAACGGUGAAGGGGGUGCUAACCAAAUUGAAUGGCAUUGUAAAUCUGCAACAAUACAAAUUACUACGUGGCUUUCUCAGCUACAAUUUGGGUGAAAUGAUUGACGAUGUGUACUUUAAUUAUGCGAAGAAUUUCCGCGAAUCAAUCGAUCGAUUGAACUCAACCAGUGAAUCGUAUACCUCGACAGAUGCAUUGGAUAUGCCCGCCUGGAAUACGAUGUCCAUCAAUUUACAGUUGGAAAAUGUGUCUGUAUCGUUGGUGGAGCAGCAGAGUUACGACAACGAAAUCAAACCGUUAGCUUGUAUAAAUUUCAUAAAAUCUUUCUUGCAAAUCGACUCGUUCAGUGAUGGCUCGCAAGACAUCGAUUUGGUGUCCAGCGAAGUGCUUGUGCUCGACUCGCGACCCGAACACAUAUCGAAGAAUGUAUUUCGACACAUUUUGAAACCGAAACGCGACAAUCUCUCGAAGAAUGUCGUACAGGCGGAAAUACACAGUCGAAAACGUAAUAAUUCAUCGAAAUAUACAAUUCUGUUAAAUAAUAUGCGCAUCAUGGCCAUACUGGAUUGCUUGGAGAGCAUUAAAAAGUUUCUCGAAGAGGAACCCACCAUCUCCACAUCGGUGACACCCUCAUGGCGCAGCAGCAAUAAAAUGGUGAAACAAACCUCAACAACGCACGAAGUUGAUAUGAAAACCGAUUCGGAAAUAAUUUUAAACAUCACCGACUCCGAAUUGAUUUUCGUGGAGAAUGUCGAAUUAACCGACACGAAUGCAAUCAUUUUGAAAAACACCACCGUGCUACAGUACAGACCCAACAGCCACAUUUGUCCCGUUUCGAUUGAUGUCAACCACUUGGAGGUCUUCUCCUGCAUACUCGGCGCUGAAGAGCAGAGCGCGCUCUCCAUUAUCGAUCCCUUCUCGCUGAAUAUGGAAUUGAAAAACAAUUGUUUCCACAUCAUCAUACACAAACAACUCUCCAUACGGCUAUCGUACAACGAUGUCAAGUUAUUUUCGAAAAUGCUGCAGUCCAUACCCAAUCAGGCGAAGACCUCACAGAAGCUCAAUCGCGCCAAUUAUGCGAAUUUCGAGGCGAUUGCGCCGCUGGUCAAAAUGGGUUUCAAAACUAAAGAUUGCUGGGAAGCCAUGGAGGUGAACAACAAUAAUUUAAACGACGCCGCCAAUUGGUUGUUACAACAGAAGCAUGUGAAGACCGAUCAGGGGUAUCUGGAAGUGCACAAUCUGCUCAUAAGCGCCAAUUGCAUAUCGAUUUGUGUCAUUGACGAUUGCAUGGACGCGGAUGUGCCACUGUUGGAGAUUGCGCUGUCGCAGUUGACGCUGGCGCAGCGUUUGGACCAAGCCAAAUCACCCGUGGAGGCUGGUUACAGCACGCCAUUGUAUCAAGAGGGCCGACUGGAAACGAUCUUCGCUAGCGAUUACUAUAAUCGGCGCUUGAGUGGCUGGGAGCCGGUUGUGGAGCAGUGGGAAUGUUCGGCGCAUUGGCAAUAUUCGAAAGCAAACGUGAUGAUACCACGCAUGUUGGUGAUGCAAGUGAGCAGUAAACAGCUGCUCAAGCUGAAUAUAACAUCGACGCUGGUCGAACUCUGCGAUAUUGUACGCAAUAACUGGAUAAAAGACUAUUACGGGCAGAGUAACAAUGCCGACUCGCUAACAGGCUUUCGGCGGCGCUCGCCAUUUGUGCCAUUCGCAUUGAAGAAUCUUACCGGUGAGCCGUUGUACUUCAAGACACUCUACUCUUCUCCAGGCGGCAUAACACGCACCGAGGUCAAUCAGCCGGAUAUCAUGUGCGAUUGGUUGGCGGUGCAACCGAAUGAAAUUUUGCCCUUCGACUUUGGUCCACAAACCAAGCUUAGACACAUGAACUCUCACAAAUUGAAUACACAUCAGAUUUUGGUGCAAAUUCAGGGCUGGACUCUGAUCGGUCCAAUUUCAAUCGAUAAAGUUGGUAUAUUUUUCCGUUAUUCCACUUUGGAUAUGCAAUAUAAGAAACGUACACGCAUUGUAUUCGACAUAUCGAUGUUCGGCUCGGCGCAGAAAAUGAUUACAAUACGUUCGGCGUUGACGGUGGUGAAUCGUUUGAAUGAGCGGGUUUUACUUAAAAUGGAAGGUAAACAUGAAGACAAUGUCGCAUUAUCUGUGCUUGAAACGAGCGAGCAACUAAGUGUACCGCUACGUUUGGUGGAUUCACUCAUUUAUUUCCGCCCAUACACACCGACCAAAUCGCCCGAUCAAUUGGUGGAAAGCGCAUCCGAAGGUAGAACUGUGUUCGUAAGGAAAAACUCUAUUUUACGCAGCAAUCGUUGCGAUGAAUUUGAGUUCAGCACCUGUGGCAUAUCGUGGACCACUUGCGCUAAAGAUUCGGUGGACGAACUCUUCACAUGUUACGGCAAAAGUAAUGCGGUCUUCUAUACACUUGUCGAAAUACGCAAAGUUAAGUAUCCGAAUAGGGAUUUCAACACACCGGGCCAUAUGAUUACGCUCCUGCCCCCCUUGAAAUUGAAAAAUAUGCUUUCCUGUGAUUUGCUCUUCAAAAUCUCGGGCCACAUUCAAGGUAGAAUCAAUUCGUCAGAAGUUGUAAAUAUACACACGAUCAACGCGUGCGACUCAUUCGUGCUCAGCAUAACAUUGGAUAACUACAAGCUCUCUGGUCAACUGAAAAUACCCAUGGGUCACACUGGUAUUGUGGAGCCAAAGCUGAAAUUGAUUGACAUACUAAAUCGUGAGCUUUAUCUGCGCGUCUCCAUACAAUCUUUUCAAGGCAAAGGUAUGGAGAUUUUUAUCAGUGCGCCCAUUUGGAUUAUCAAUCGCACCGGUUUACCGCUGGUGUAUCGACAAGAGGGCACCAAUCGUUUGGGAUCUGGUCAAUUCGAUGAACACGAGCAGGCGCGCAUUGUUUCACCGUUACUUUUCUCCUUCUCCGAUCAGGAAGGUUCACCAUCACUGGAGAUACGACUGGGCAAUAGUUAUGGCAAUAAUAAUCCGUGGUGCAAAAGCUUUAAUAUACACAAAGAAACUUUCCAGCGUCAAUUGCGCGCUGAGCGUUACAAAGGCUGUUAUGCCAUUGGCAUAAAUAUACGCCGAGGUCGUGGUCUAUAUUCAUGGACGACCUUCGUAAUUCUAUCACCUCGCUAUCAGCUUUAUAACAAAUCCAGUAGAAAAUUGGAGUUUUCACAAAAAUGUGAUAUCAAAAAGCCGGAUGCCACCAACGCCGAGCACAUAAUAUCCGCACUGCCUGGUUGUAAUUUCCCCUUCCAUUGGCCCAAUUACGAACAGGAGCCGCUGCUGUGUGUGCGCAUCAGCGAUGUGAGCUUCUGCCAUUGGUCACAUGGCAUACCCAUCAACGAAGUACAUUCCAUAUAUAUUAACGUGCGCAACGAUUUGGGCGAAAUGUUCUUUUUGCGUCUCGAGGUGAUCUCCAAAGGCGCCACAUACUUCUUUCUAUUCAGCGAUGCGCACACCUUACCGCCACCCAUACGCAUCGAUAACUAUUCGGAAAUCAUGAUACAUUUCUAUCAAUAUGCCUGCAAGCCACAUUGGCGCUCAACCGUACGACCGCAAUCGUCGCUGGCAUACGCUUUGGACGAUCCCUUAGGUGCGCACAUGCUGCAAAUCGAGGUGCCUGGUGGCAAUACAAUUGAAUUUCCACUUAACAAAAUGGAAACCUCCAACAGCAUCACAUAUGCCAACUUCAUUUAUAUCGCUUUCAAAGAGACAUUCGCCUAUACCGAAGCGGAAAUGUCACAAUUGGGGAUUGAGGGGCAGCAACUGGUUUUGGCGGUACGCGAUAAAAAGGUGAUAGUCGCGCAUAAGUGCACCGGCGAUCGUUCGCAGCUAUGGCUGAUGAACUCUUUCGGUCAGUUGGAGCACGAAGGCUCUUCGCCACCAACGGAAUUCGGCAAAUAUAGUGAAACGUAUGGCUAUCGUAUGGUGCUAGAUGUGGAAACGGCGCUCAAUCCGAAUGAUUAUACCAAUUUGGUCAUAAGACCGCCGAAUAAGCAACGAGUAACCACGCAGCGGUGGCGCUUUGAGAAUGGUCGGCUAAUGUGUCAUACGAAUAUGUGUGUGCAGGUCCGCAACGGCGUUUUCGGUUUACGUCCUGGUUCGGAAGUUGUGUUGGGUCGCAUACAAUCGAGUUCACGUGUCACCAGCAGUGAUAUUAUUCCAUUUGAGCAAAGUAUUGAAAUUCAGAAACUGCGUCCUGGUUCCGGACAUUUAGAGAUUUUAAGCAAAAUGGAUGGACCGAUACGUACGGUACAAAUACAUGAUGUAAAAGUGAAGCCAGAGGAUGUCACGCUGACACCAGAUCCCAACUGGAAUCAUGCAUCGAUCAGCAGUCGGUUGACGGUGGAUGAGCACAAGGGCAAUAUGUUCGAUGAAAUUUCGCUUAAAGUCGAUUUACAAAAGGGUUUGGGUAUUUCCAUUGUAACAUGUCAACCUGUCGAGGAACUAGCCUUCAUAACGUUAGAAACCAUUUCGAUAGAUGUGCAUUCAACGCGUUUCAUUAAGUCCUUGGAGUUUAAAGUGGCCGAUCUGCAAAUCGACAAUCAACUUCUGGAUACCGCCUGUCCUGUUCUAUUACAUACCGUACGCACAAGCGAUGAUGAUGAUUUGCCCAGCAGCGCUUUGAUUUUGAAAGCAAAACUCUUGCCGAGUCCCAAUAAGAAUGCUAUAAUUUUCGAGUAUCUAACCUUCGAUAUAAAUCCGUGUGUGUUGAUACUUGAAGAACGACUGAUUUUAAAGACGGCCUACUUUUGCGGUGUGGGCAAAUCGGAUAAGUACAAAACGAAUAAGGAAUAUGAUCAUGGACUGCAAAAUAUCGAAGAGUUAUCGCUUUCAACGAAUCCGCGUAGAUUCUACUUCGAAUCGCUUAAUCUUGGUUCAAGUCAGGUGCGUGUGUCCGUAUUUACUGCGCCAAAAUUAACACCAGAACUAUUCGAAACGAAGAAGACGCUUGGCUUGACUUUAGUCAAAUUCGAAGAUGCACUCAUAGAGUUCGAUAAGUUCUCCGACAAGCAUCACUUUGAGCCCUUAGAGGUGUAUCUGAAAGCAAUCAAGAGCCACUUUGUAAGCCAAAUAAAGCGACAUGCCGCCUCGAUAUUAGGCAGUGUCGACUUUCUGGGUAAUCCGCUGGGCUUUGCCAACGAUCUCUCGGAAGGUGUGUCCGGUCUAAUAUUUGAGGGUUCUGUCAAGAGUCUGGUGAAGAAUGUCACACAUGGCAUUUCCAAUUCUACAGCUAAACUAACGGAAACAUUAUCGGACAGUUUGGGGCGCGUUGUACUCGACGAACACGACAAUGAGACGCGUCAACGCAUACUAGAAAUACAGUCGAAUACAUCGGGUAAUCAUUUGGCGGCGGGUCUCAAAGGACUCGGUUUCGGUUUGCUUGGUGGCGUCACAAGUAUUGUGCGGCACACCUACACGGGCGUACAAUCGGAUGGCUUCCCCGGCCUGUUGAGUGGACUCGGUAGAGGACUGGUCGGCACCGUAACGAAACCCAUAAUUGGUGUGCUCGAUUUGGCAUCGGAAACGGCGAGCGCUGUACGCGAGACGAGCAAAACUUCGGGACGCAUGCUGCCCGAUCGCAAGCGUUUGCCACGUUGCGUUACCGGUGCGCCGGGUGGUCUGCUACCCGCCUACUCGUAUCGACAGGCGAAGGGCCAACAAUAUUUAUACAUAAUAAAUCGUAGAAACUUCACCGAGAAACUCAUGUCUUAUGAACCGAAUUUGUGCAAUGAUAAAGAUGCUAAACUGCGUCUACUAGUCACCACCGAAUUCAUACGCAUCUUUUCACGUUGCGAUGAGGACCCGGCGAUUAUGUUUGAGUGUCACCUAAGCGAAGUACUCUCAUGUCAUCCGCUGACCACAAAUGUGGUGAAUUCCGGUGCGCCCGGUGGUAGCAAGCAUACACCGAGCUUCUACAUAGAGAUUUCCACCAAUCUGCCGAAGAUUACACGACCGCGUGUCAAAUGUCAAACAGAGGAAGUGGCCGAGCGUGCAGCACGUUGUAUCAACUACGCUAAAAGUGUGUUUGAUGAGCGCGAACAAUCUGUGGCCAGUGAAUAACCAAAAUUUACCACUGUUAGUGCUUAUGUUUAGUCCAUUAAGGGUGUUGUAGUUUUAAGUGUUGAUACUGAUAUGUUAUUUAAUGUAUAUAUGUAUGUAUGUAUCUUGUAAUUUAUAUUAAAGAAAAAGUAUUUAAGUACUCGUAUAGUAAAUAAUGUAAUGGUGGGCAUUAUAAAAUAAAUUCGACUGUAAAAUUUAAUUUAACCUAAAACAUUUAAGUUUCAUUAUU
This is a messenger RNA of Zeugodacus cucurbitae (melon fly), 12468 nucleotides long. It is a transcript of the gene Vps13D, whose product is annotated as intermembrane lipid transfer protein Vps13D. Gene Ontology annotation, biological process: mitochondrion organization; protein targeting to vacuole; protein retention in Golgi apparatus. Gene Ontology annotation, cellular component: extrinsic component of membrane. Gene Ontology annotation, molecular function: protein binding. The record is from RefSeq and is a predicted model, not a curated record. Lineage: Eukaryota; Metazoa; Arthropoda; Insecta; Diptera; Tephritidae. The transcript is spliced from 19 exons. The coding region runs from base 99 to 12239 and encodes 4046 amino acids.